Messenger RNA from Eimeria tenella, 2481 nucleotides. Its product is annotated as N6-adenosine-methyltransferase 70 kDa subunit, putative. NCBI's taxonomy places the organism in Eukaryota, Apicomplexa, Conoidasida, Eucoccidiorida, Eimeriidae. Bases 1 to 2481 code for a protein of 826 amino acids. Gene Ontology annotation, cellular component: RNA N6-methyladenosine methyltransferase complex. The record is from RefSeq and is a predicted model, not a curated record. The transcript is spliced from 11 exons.
AUGAAACGCCUGGGAGAGCGCUUUCAACAACGCCGGCAGCAAACUGGGUCGCUGCAGCAGCAACUAGCCAGCAGCAGCAAUACAAGCAGCAGCAGCAGCAGCAGCACAAACGUAGCAGCAACAGUAGCAGCACCACCGGAGGAGGGUCCCAGCAGAGGUCAGAGUCUAUCAAAUCUGACCACAGCGCAACAGCAGCAGCAGCAGCAACAGCAACAGCAGCAGCAGCAAAAGCAGGAGUCUUGCAGUGUGUCUCCUUCUAGGCCCCGUGCAGCAGCAGCAGCAGCAAUACCGUGGCCCGGCAGUACUGCAACGCCUGCAGCAGCAGCAGCAGCAACUUCUGUUUCUCCUUAUGAGGCCCGCCCUCAGUCUCCCCAUGGAGUUAGCCGCCCCCGGCAAUACCCGGCAGCAGCACAAGCAGCAGCAGCAGCAGCAGCAGCAGCAGCCACAGUAGCAGCAGUGGCAGCAUGGGGAGCCGCAGUGGCACCCCCGCAGCAGCAGUCGCCCGCACAGAGAACCUUUGCUGCUGACACAGCAGCAGCAGCGGCUGCAGCAGCAGCAGCCGCCGCAGCAGCAGCAGCAUCUAGAUCCUUUGACGCUGCUGCUGCAAACGGUACAGGCGACGCUGCAGCAGCAGCAGCUGCAGCAGCAGCAGCUGCAGCAGCACCGCCUGCUGCUGCUGUGGCUGCUCCCGUUGCUGCAGUGGGAGAGCCUUCUCUACAGCACCCCGCGUUUUGUCUGCAACGAGCAGCAGCAGCAGCAGCAGCAGCCACAAGAGAGGCGCACCACGCUCGGCUAAUCUGCUGCUUUUUGCUGCAGCAGGCAGUACAGCAGCAAGCAGCAGGUGGGCAGACGGACUCUGCUGCUGCUGCUGCUGCAGCAGGCACUCUCGGGUCGCUGCCCCACAAAGUGCUGCUGCAGCAGCCCUUGUCUGUAGCAGCUCUGCCUGCCUUGAUCAAGAAAGCAGCAGCAGCAACAGCUGCAGCAGCAGCAACUGCAACGGCAGCAGCAGCAGCAGCGCAGCUCCGGCGGCGGACGCUGCAAAGUUCAGGGGCGGAGGUCGCGGCCUUCAUAGCCCAAGCCAGCAGCAGCAGCAGCAACAGCAGCAGCAACAGCAGCAGCAGCAGCAGCAGCAGCAGCUUGUGUGGGGUUCCUGCUGCACUGCCAAUGCUGAAGGUAGAAGGAGAAGGCCCUUUGAAAGCAGUAACUGAGGUGUAUCCGCACCGGCUUGCUGCUUUCUUGCUGCAGCUGCAUGCACGCAGCAGCAAGAGCGAGCAGCAGCAGCAGCAGCAGCAGCAGCAGGCGCUCGGCGCGGCGCAAAGUGCGCAGCAAAGGAGGUUCCUGCAGCACCAGCAGCUCUAUGAGCAGCAGCAGCAGCUGCUGCAGCAGCACCACCUCCGCAAGCAGCAGAGAUACGAACAGCAGCAGCAGCAGCAGCAAGAAGAAGGCCUCAUGCUGCAGCAGCAGCAGCAGGAGGCGGAGCUUGAGGCCCUUCUCAGCGAACCCACAGCGAAAAACCAAACCUCCCACCAGCUCGACUCCGAAGUUCGCGCCCUCCUCUCCACCCUUACGUCUAAGCAGCAGCAGCUGCACUAUAGGAAGAUCAUUGUAGAGGGGCUUACGGACGAACGUUUAGGGGACUGCAGCUACCUGGACACUUGCCGGCACAUUGAGAAGUGCCGUUUUGUUCACUACGAAUUUGAAGAAAGGCCGAAAGAAGAACCCCUUCAUCCCUUUUCAAUCGGCCCCCAGUGCCUCACAGAGAAGUACCCAGCGCAGUGGAUCCGUUGCGACAUACGGACAUUAGAUUUUUCAAUUUUCAAACCCUUCGUAGAUGUAGUGAUGGCAGACCCUCCCUGGGACAUUCACAUGGACUUGCCCUAUGGCACCAUGACGGACGACGAGAUGCGCAGCCUCAGAGUCGACUUGAUUCAGGACGAGGGUUUGUUGUUUCUUUGGGUUACGGGUAGAGCCAUGGAGCUCGCAAGAGAAUGCUUGCAGCUGUGGGGCUACCGGCGCGUGGAGGAGAUAUUGUGGGUAAAGACAAACCAGCUGCAGCGCAUUAUAAGGACGGGCCGGACAGGCCACUGGCUAAACCACUCAAAAGAACACUGCCUGGUCGGGGUCAAAGGAAACCCCAAAGUAAACCGCAACAUCGACUGCGACGUAAUCGUCAGCGAAGUUCGCCAGACUUCCAGAAAGCCAGACGAAAUCUACAGAAUGAUAGAGCGCAUGCGCCCAGGCACUUUAAAGAUCGAGUUGUUCGGGCGGCAGCAUAACAUCCGCAACAACUGGAUCACUCUAGGGAAUCAACUCGAAGGGGUCAAACUGGAAGAGCCCGCGGAGCUCGCCCAGAGGUACAAAGCAUUUGUUCAGCAGCAGCAGCAACAGCAGCAGCAGCAGCAGCAGCAGCCGCAGCAGCCGAGUGGAGCAGCGGACAAUCUAGAGAGCACGGGGACGGCAGAGCCGAGCCUCAGCCCUUAA